Polychytrium aggregatum is the source of this 667-nucleotide messenger RNA. RefSeq lists its product as uncharacterized. The record is from RefSeq and is a predicted model, not a curated record. The transcript has 3 exons. NCBI's taxonomy places the organism in Eukaryota, Fungi, Chytridiomycota, Chytridiomycetes, Polychytriales. Gene Ontology annotation, molecular function: calcium ion binding. The coding region runs from base 37 to 507 and encodes 156 amino acids.
CCCCAUCGCUCCACGCAUCCGCAACCACCACCCAACAUGGUCCUCAACAACAACGUCCCCACCCCCGAGCAGGUCGAAGCCGACUGGAAGGUGCUCGAUUUUAACGGCAACGGCAUCCUGUCACUUGCUGAGAUUGACAAAUACUUUGUCGAGCGAUACCCCAACUCCUUUGGCCAGGACAAGCCCGCCCUGAUGCGCGCCUACAAGGGUGCCGACAAGUCCAAGGAUGGCUUCAUUGAGAAGGACGAGUUCCACGAGCUCGUCCGUCUGCUGUUCUACUACGACCAGAUUUACCAAAUCUUCGUGAAGCUCGACACCAACCACGACCACCGCAUCGACUUUAAAGAGUUUGCUGCCGGCCACAGUCGCCUCGGCCUCCCUGAUGCCGACUCGGCCGCCAUCCGAAGAGAGUUUGACGCCAUCGACGAGAACCACGGCGGAUACAUCCUCUUCAAGGAGUUUUGCCACUUCAUGGCCAAGAAGGCCAAGGACCACUUCCACCCUUGAGCGGGUGGCUUUCUCCCGAGCGUCGUGUGCUUGGUUGGUCGCUUGUGUCGAAUAAAUGCGAUUGUCGAAUACAGCGUUUCCAAAAUGAAAUGGGACACCCCCGGUUUUAACCAGGACAGUGUGUUUUCUGGAACCUGAAUACACCCGCCCACUCAUCGCA